Messenger RNA from Triticum dicoccoides, 1596 nucleotides. RefSeq names its product noroxomaritidine synthase 2-like. The record is from RefSeq and is a predicted model, not a curated record. The transcript has a single exon. NCBI's taxonomy places the organism in Eukaryota, Viridiplantae, Streptophyta, Magnoliopsida, Poales, Poaceae. Bases 31 to 1596 code for a protein of 521 amino acids. Gene Ontology annotation, molecular function: monooxygenase activity; oxidoreductase activity, acting on paired donors, with incorporation or reduction of molecular oxygen; heme binding.
UACGACAAUAGCAUAUCCCCUGCUACCCUCAUGAUAACAAUGUCGAGUAGUUUCUCGCAAGAGCUUCUCAUCUCCACUCUCGUGCUACUUGUCCCUAUGUACUUCUACUUUAGGUAUAGUAGUAGAUCAAAGAACCCAACAAUGCUUCCCACAAACUGGCCAAUAUUGCACAUGUUACCUUCCUUCCUGGCCAACUCCCACAACUUGCAUGACUAUCUCUCCAUAGUGCUUGCCGAAUCAGGCCACAACUUCAAGGCGCAUGGCCCGGUUGGGAGCGGGAUGCGGUUGCUCAUCACCUGCGACCCCGCGAAUGUACGACACAUCUUCACCACAAACUACACCAACUUCCCCAAGGGAGCAGAGUUUGCCGCCAUCUUUGACAUCAUGGCUGGUAGCCUCUUCACCAUUGAUGGUGCACCCUCUCUUCGGCCGCGCGCAAAAAUCCAGAGCGUGCUUAGCAGCCCACGGUUGGUUGCUAGUAUGGCAACUUGCUGCCGUGACAAGGUGGAGAAUGGCCUUCUACCAUUAUUUUCCCACCUGGCAAGCACCGGCACUCCGUUCGACAUGCAAGAAAUGUUUUCCAGGUUUAUGUUUGACUUGGCUGCCACACCUCUCUUUGGCGUGGAUCCUGGCCUCCUGUCCUUCUCCUUAGACAUGUCGAUGCCACCCAUGGAUGCCGCGGUCGCGAUGGACACGGUCAUGGAGGUGGGAUUUAUCCGACACUUAAUUCCAACCUCUUGCUGGAAGGCAAUGAGGCGCCUAAACAUCGGCUCCGAGAGGAAGCUUCGCACGGCGCACACGGUGCUAAGAAGAUUUGCUGCAGAGAUGAUCGAGGAGAGGAGUAAGAUAACUCUCAAUAGGGGAAGAUGUGCAUUGAGUAAUGAUGAUGAACACGAGGAUAUUCUAUCUUCCUACAUAAAUGACCCAGACUACACAGACAAUGACUUGCUCCAUGCGGUGCUCCUCAGCUUCAUGCUUGCUGGGCGGGACACGAUUGGUACCACUCUACCCUGGGUCUUCUACAACCUCGCCCAGAACCCUGGCAUUGUAUCAAUUAUCCGCAGUCAACUCUCACCCAUUGCAUCGCGCAAAGUACCCGCGAGUACGGGUGCCAUGAUGAUCUUUGAACCAGAGGAUACAAAACCUCUGGUCUAUCUCAGAGCUGCGUUGUACGAGACUCUUAGGUUGUACCCAUCGGCACCUAUUGAGCGCAAGACAGUGGCUGCUGGUGAUAUCAUGCCGAGUGGCCAUGAGGUGAAGGUCGGGGACACCAUCCUUAUAUCUCUCCACUCCAUGGGGAGAAUGGAAGACCUAUGGGGUAAAGACUGCCUUAACUAUAACCCGAAUAGGUGGUUGUCAAAGGAUGGCAACACCCUAAGGUACGUACCAUCUCACAAGUUCUUGGCCUUCAACUCAGGCUCGAGGAUCUGCCCUGGCAAGGAGAUUGCGGUUAUGCAGAUGAAGACCGUCGUUGCGACUGUGUUGUGGAACUUUGAUGUCGAGGUGGUGGAAGGGCAGAUCAUCCAGCCCAAGCCAUCUUGUAUACUACAGAUGAAAAAUGGAUUUAUAGUUAAACUGAGGAAGCGAGAAUUGUAA